Kwoniella shivajii is the source of this 1494-nucleotide messenger RNA. RefSeq lists its product as uncharacterized. Bases 1 to 1494 code for a protein of 497 amino acids. The transcript has 6 exons. Gene Ontology annotation, molecular function: actin filament binding; actin monomer binding. Gene Ontology annotation, cellular component: cytoplasm; actin filament. NCBI's taxonomy places the organism in Eukaryota, Fungi, Basidiomycota, Tremellomycetes, Tremellales, Cryptococcaceae. Gene Ontology annotation, biological process: actin filament depolymerization; barbed-end actin filament capping. The record is from RefSeq and is a predicted model, not a curated record.
AUGUCGGCUCCUUCAGGUAUCAAAGUUCCCCCUUCACUCUCGUCCGCUUUCUCAAAUGCUAUCAACGACGCAGGGGAUAUCCGAGCGUUAGUAUUUACGAUUGAAGGGGAAUCUUUCAAUCACUUGUCCACCGUUCAGCCCAAAUCAACUUACAAGGACGAUAUCUCACUUUUGAAGGACACAUUACCGUCUCCGAAGACUCCAGCGAGUUUCGCCUACAGGCUAGACACGAAGGUUGCUGGAAAGUACGAAUGGAUGAUGAUCACUUUCGUUCCUGAUGAUGCUGGCGUUCGAGCGAAGAUGCUUCAAGCUUCAUCAAGAUCAGGACUCCUCAAAGCACUCGGAGCAAACAAUUUCAAACAUGAUUGGUUUGCUACGUCCAUAAAAGACCUUACAUCAUCAGCUUUGACUGCACACCUGAAUCAUCUCGCUUCACCUCCACCGCUAUCAGCUUCCGAAGCUGCUUUGGCUGAAGUCAGAGAAGCAGAAGCUGCAGAAGCUAAACGUGCGGCAUUAGAUCCUGAAACAGAAGCCAGACGAAGAAAGGUAGUCGUUGGAUUGGGCGGAAAGACGGUUUGGGCAGAUGGCGUUGAUCAAGCAUUGAAAAAAGUUGCAGAAAGAAGUGACGAUGGUUGGGCGGUCAUACUCGAAAUUUCUUCCUCGCAACCUGCGUCGAUCGGACUUGUGUUAUCAGAAUCGACUACACCAUCACAAUUAGCGGCUAAGAUUCCACCCAAAUCGCCUUCAUACGUUUUUUACUCUUAUCCAACCCCUCCAUCUGCGGUCCCUGCCUUGAAAUCAGCUACCAAAUUGGCCGAGCAAAGAAACACUUUCCAAGCUACUCAAGGUGGUGUCCGAGUCGUCCCUGUCUCAGCAGCUCAAGAGGGAGAAGAGGCCAAACCAGAAGGCGACAAUGAAGGAGCAACGAAGUCAGAUGUAACUUCUCCGAUAGAGGAAGAGAAAGGUGGUAAAGGAAGAGUAUUCUUCAUUUAUUGUUGUCCAUCAUCCAGUCCUGUUAAAUUCAGGAUGAUCUACUCUACUAGUGUCAGGAGUAUCCAACAAGAUGCCAUUGACAAAGCUGGCGUCGAGAUUGUCGGUAAACUCGAAACAUCUGAUCCAAAUGAUUUGACUGAGUCGCAUUUGAAAUCAUCCUUACCCCCAACCAAACCUACCCACUCGACCUCUUUACCUACUCAUUCAGCCAGCAACACAGGCACAUCAACACCUUUUGGAAACAACACUUCAUCUUCAGCAGCUCCAUUUGGUGCUCCCAUUGGAGGUGCCUUUGGUAGACCAAGACCUGUAAAUUUACCCGUCAAAUCUGCUACGCAAAUUCCUUUACCUGCAAGUGGAGCUGCAACCCCUUCAAACGAGGAAGAUGGCGAUGGCAAAGAUGGUAUCAGAAAAGCUUUUGACGCGUUUGGUCCAAGAGUCAACUCACCCGGUGGAGGCGGAGGAGGUUUCGCUAGACCCAGACCUGCGGGAAGGAGAUAA